AUGUUCGUAGCAGUGUUUUACUGGGUCCUCACUGUGUUCCUUUUAAUUAUAUACAUCACCAGAGCAUAUACCAGAAUCCCCAAGGUCCCUUGGACAUUAGUAAGUCUAUGUUUUUAUGGAAGUGCCUUUGUUUUAUACCUCAUUGCUGCUGUGGUAGAUGCAACUUCAAUAACCAAAGAAAUUGUCGAUCACAACUACAAUAGUUGGACGGCGUCUGCGGUGAGUGGUUUUUUUUGCUUUUUUAGUCUGUGUAGAAUUAAAUUUUGUCUUCAUAAAAUGAAGGGGGAUGGGUCCAACUUCUGUAUGUGGGGAAGCAUCCCCAGUGAAUUCCAUCCAUGUCAAUUCCUCCUUAACCAUUUGUCUACCGGGCACUUUUACCCCCUUCAUGCCCAGGCCAAUUUUCAGUUUUCAGUGCUGUGA
Staurois parvus is the source of this 420-nucleotide messenger RNA. The record is from the annotation of a GenBank genome assembly. Lineage: Eukaryota; Metazoa; Chordata; Amphibia; Anura; Ranidae.